AUCUUUUCCUUUCCAUAACUGAAUCGAAGGUGAUCUCAAAAGAAUUCCGCUUCGAGCCUCCACCACCUCCCUCCGAUCUACACCCCGAUCGACCGUUGCCACAACAAGCUCAGCGGCAUCUCACCAAGCUGCAGCCCGCCGGCCCGCCGCCCGCCGCCAUGUUCGGCGUCGUCUUCCCGGACCACACCUUCCCCCUCGACGCCACCGCCUUCGCGCAGGUCGCGCCCACCUCCUGGCUGCUCGACUUCUCCACGCUAGCCCUCCCCUCCACGCCCCGCUCCGCCGUCGUCUUCCUGCUCCCGCCCGCCGCCGCCGCGCUGCCGCCGGGCAAGGCCGUCGCCGUCUACUACCAGGCGGCCGCCAACCGCCCCUUCGCCUUCCUCGGCGCGCUGGGCCCCGCGCGCCCCUCCGCCACCUUCCGGCUCCCGGAGGCCGGGGACGAGCCGGAGCCCCCGGCCGGGCCCGCCAAGCUCGGCGUCGCCGUGGAGGACGCCGCCGCGCUGCCCCCGGCCCCCGAGGAGCAGCGCGCCGAGCGGGUCGCGCUCCGCGUCGGCGAGAACCUCUUCAAUUUCAUGCAGUCCUUCUGCGCCGCCGACGGCGGCAAGCUGAUUGUGCCCACGGAUAUCAUGGACCGCUGGUUCCGCAAGUUCCAGGAGAGGGCCAAGAAGGAUCCCUCAUAUCUAAAGAGCUUUGACUUCUGAGACCAAAGCUCAGGCUAUAUGCGAUGGGUAGGGGGCAGCUUUACGCCAUCUCAAUUCUCUUUGUUUGUACACAAACUGGCAUGUUUCCUAGAGGAUAGUAUGAAUCAAAUGUGCCAAUCCAGCUUCUUAGUGAGAGAAGCUACAACAAUAGCGACCAGAUAGAUUAGAUGGUGUGCUGCAGCAAAACGGCUUAUCUUGCUGGUACACUGUACAAAAAUACUUUGUACAAUCCUGCUUAGAGCUUGAACCAUUCAGGUUUUUGUCCAGAAGUUGAUGAUAAACAUUUUUUUCAAUGGAAAUCCUGGAUGGAGAUAAUUGUUAUGCAGAUCGGCAGGUUUUCUGUCGCGUUGAUGUGAA
Molecule: messenger RNA, 1058 nt
Organism: Lolium perenne
Lineage: Eukaryota; Viridiplantae; Streptophyta; Magnoliopsida; Poales; Poaceae
Biological process (GO): protein import into nucleus
Cellular component (GO): nucleus; cytosol
Molecular function (GO): nuclear import signal receptor activity
Source: RefSeq, a predicted model, not a curated record